Messenger RNA from Nycticebus coucang (slow loris), 4106 nucleotides. It is a transcript of the gene ZBTB45, whose product is annotated as zinc finger and BTB domain containing 45. Gene Ontology annotation, biological process: regulation of immune system process; negative regulation of transcription by RNA polymerase II; regulation of cytokine production. The transcript has 3 exons. The coding region runs from base 169 to 1734 and encodes 521 amino acids. NCBI's taxonomy places the organism in Eukaryota, Metazoa, Chordata, Mammalia, Primates, Lorisidae. Gene Ontology annotation, molecular function: protein binding; DNA-binding transcription factor activity, RNA polymerase II-specific; RNA polymerase II cis-regulatory region sequence-specific DNA binding. The record is from RefSeq and is a predicted model, not a curated record.
GGGAAAGCUAAAUUGGCGGGAGUGGAGUGGGUGCAGCUGUAACGGAACAUACAGGGAGCUCUGGGCUCAGGCAGGGAGCGAACAUUGGCGCAGAGUACCGGAGACGGGCCUCAGAGCAAAAUCCAUGGCUUGGGAGAAGGCGUGGCGGCGAAUAUCCUGCUCCAGAUAAUGGAGGGUGGGCCUCGGUGUCAGGUCUUGAAGGUGGUCCUUUGUCCUGUGGUAGCCAAGAAGGCCCUUAAUCGGAUUUUUGGACUGAGGAAUCGGAGCCCGCCAGGGAGCAAGAUGGCGGCUGCGGAGGCGGUGCACCACAUACACCUGCAGAACUUCUCUCGCUCACUGCUGGAGACCCUUAAUGGGCAGAGGCUGGGGGGGCACUUCUGCGACGUGACUGUGCGCAUCCGCGAGGCUUCGCUGCGCGCACACCGCUGCGUGCUAGCUGCUGGCUCGCCCUUUUUCCAGGACAAGCUGCUGCUGGGUCAUUCUGAGAUCCGCGUGCCGCCGGUGGUACCCGCGCAGACUGUGCGCCAGCUGGUUGAGUUCCUCUACAGCGGCUCACUGGUAGUGGCGCAAGGCGAAGCGCUGCAGGUGCUCACAGCUGCGUCGGUGCUUCGCAUCCAAACAGUUAUUGACGAGUGCACGCAGAUUAUCGCGCGUGCUCGCGCCCCGAGCACUUCAGCACCCGCGCCCCUGCCUGCGCCGGUGCCUCCACCUCUGGCGCCAGCCCAACUGCGGCACCGCUUGCGCCACUUGUUAGCUGCGCGCCCUCCGGGGCACUCCAGCGCCGCGCAUAGCCGCAAGCAGCGCCAGCCCGCACGUCUGCAGCUACCUACAUCUCUGGCGCCAGCCAAGGCCGAAGGACCUGACGCCGAUCCUGCACUGCCAUCGGCCUCUGACGACCGAGGCGACGAUGAGGACGAGGAGACAGAUGAUGACACUGACGGUGAGGACGGCGAAGGCGGUGGCCCGGGUGAGGGCCAGGCUCCCCCUUCCUUCCCAGACUGUGCGGCGGGCUUCCUUACUGCUGCUGCUGACAGCGCUUGUGAGGACCCCCCUGCGCCCGCCGGCCUUGCUGACUAUGGCGGUGUUGGCAGGGACUUCCUUCGGGGAGCUACAGCAGCUGAAGAUGUGUUCCCCGACAGCUAUGUAUCUGCUUGGCACGAUGAGGACGGUGCUGGCGCUGAAGGCUGUGCUUCUGAGACUCCUGUCCCGCCUGACUGCGUCCUAGCCGGACCCCGCCCGCCCGGAGUGAAGACCCCUGGGCCACCUGUCUCGCUUUUUCCUUUUCACCUGGGCGCUCCCGCCCCACCUCCUCCUGCGCCAUCCGGGCCAGCCACUGCGCCCCCACCUGCCUUCUACCCUGCGCUCCAGCCGGAUGCAGCCCCCACCUCUCAGCUGGGUGAAGCCCCAGCCCCCUCUGCCGCUCCUGCGACAACCCCCUCAACCACCCCAGCACGUGCCCCAGGUGCAGAGCCGCCGGCCUAUGAGUGUAGCCACUGCCACAAGACGUUCAGCUCACGGAAAAACUACACUAAGCACAUGUUCAUCCACUCGGGUGAGCCAGGGGGAGAAGCCACACCAGUGCGCCGUGUGCUGGCGAUCCUUCUCGCUGCGCGACUACCUGCUCAAGCAUAUGGUUACGCACACCGGUGUGCGCGCCUUCCAGUGCGCUAUCUGCGCCAAGCGCUUCACGCAGAAGAGCUCGCUCAACGUGCACAUGCGCACGCACCGGCCUGAGCGUGCGCCCUGUCCCGCCUGCGGCAAGGUCUUCUCCCACCGUGGUUUGCUGGAGCGCCACCUCUCCUCACACCCUGCGCCCUGAUUGGGGCCCGGGUCGGGCCGGCCUCUCCCACUGUGGGAGCAACCCCACCACAUACUCCUGAGCUCAGGCCCUCCCUCUGUCCUCACCCCUUUCUGUGUAAUGGGACCCAGUCCACCUUACUCCACCCUGUACUUCGACCUUCUAGGUGGUGCUGGGCUGUGUCUGGUUGGAGACCCGACCACCUCUGAUAACUGGACCAUUUCCAGCCUGAACCGGCUCUCCCCUUGGAGCCAGGCCCUGUGUUCCUGCCUGUGCCCACGGCUUGUAACCUGCCCGCUCCUGGGGGAUGGGGUAGGGAGGGGGGAAAGAGGGGUGUCCUGGGGCCAUGCCCCUUUCCCGGUGUUAGGCUGCAAAAGGUCCCCUACCCAGAGCUAGUCCUCCUUCAGGGGGCGCUUGAGGAGGCUCAGGUGCACCUGUGAUAGAAUGGGGCUGGGCCUUGCGACUCUUGAUCUGUAAUAAAGUACCAUUGGCCGUGGGGCCUAAACCACAAAGCUGCAUGCACCUGUACCAGGGCAUGCUUCUCUUUAUAGGUGGGCUGUGGGUGUCCUCGCUCAGAGUAUUGGUCCUUGGGCAGCACCCUGGCUGGUCCCCAGGCUCUCAUGGGCAGAGACAGCAUGACCCAUUUUUGCCAUCCCAGGUUUCUGUUCUGGAGGGCUAGGGUGGGCAGCAUAUAUAACUGGCACUUGGUUGUUUUGGAGCCCUCCAUCCCGUGGGGAAGGCGAUAGGCUCAUCUGAAGUGGGUCUUAGAGUGGAAGGCCACAUGUGGAAAUCUGUCAUGUGGUCACACUGCUGUCUGUCUUUAUCUACAAUAUAGAUUUCGAGGCCCCUCAGAUCUUUCAGCCAAAUUCUAAGGGCCUUUUAGACUUAAGGUUUCCACUUCCCCUUUCUGAUGGGUAUGAUGGUUGAGCACUUUAUUUCUGGGGACAUAAGGGGGUCUCUGGGGCAAGGCUGCCCUGCAGGUAGAUGAGCCAGGUAUACCUGCUUUGGCUGCCUGGGGCCAAAUUCCAGGGUGCAGGGCAAGUGCUGAGAAUAGGCAGGAAACAGCCACUGCUCAAACCCUUGGGCUGACCACUGGGCAGAUGGAGAUGGUGUCCCAUAGUCAAUUGCCAGUGUAACAGGACCCAACAUCCAGUGUGGAGAGGUGGCCACUCUCCUUUACUUCUCCCACCUCCUGCAUGUUGGUGGCUCCUGGCCAGGGCAGCCAGUCUUAAGGAUUGGAGCCUGUGAAAGGCCAUACCCCAGCCCAAUUUUCCAUACUCCUAGGCCAGUGGUGGCUUCUCUGUGAUUUUUUUUUUUUUUUUUUUUUGAGGCAGAGUCUCACUUUGUCACUGUCAGUUGAGUACUGUGGCAUAUUAGCUCACAGCAACCUCAAACUCUUGGGUUCAAGUGAUCCUCUUGCAUCAACCUCCCAAGUAGCUGGGACUACAGGUGCCCACCACAACACCCAGCUAUUUUUAGCAAUGAGGUCUUGCUCUGGCUCAGGCUGGUCUCAAACCUGUGAGCUCAGGCAAUCCACCCUCCCCAGCCUCCCAAGUGCUGGGAUUACAGGCAUCUGAUGACCCUUUGUGAUUACCCCCCAGAGGUGAGAGGCUGAGGUUUUCAUGGUCGAACCAGGUACAACACGUGCAGAGUUCAUUCUCCUGAACCCAAGCACUCUGUCCUCGUUCAUCUAGGGUGGGGCAGAGAGUUAAAGCAGGCACUUGGGUGGGAUUCAGAGCUGGGUUUAAAUUCAGACAAUGCAAAUGUUAACUUGCUGUGUACCAUGGCAGGAGGUUAUGUUCCCUUGGGUCACUUUUGGAUCUGACAGUGAGGUGUGGCAUGACAUGUUUGGAGGCAGGUCCACAUUAUCUUGUUGCUUUUAUUUUUGGCCUGAUUGGAAUGUUCCCCAAGACCAGGGAUUUCUGCCGGUCUCCCAAGAGUGCCUGGUGCACAACAAGCUUCAAAAGUGAGGGAAGGGAGGCAGAUGUCAGCCCUGGAGGGAGAACUUGUUAAGCAGCCAGCAGGACAGAGCCUGGCAAUGUAUGCCUGAGGGGCAGAGAUGUGGGAGUCCAAAAGCCAGUGGCAGAGCAGAGGGGGAUAGACCCUGGUGGAGGGAGCUUAUGGCCAGGCACAGGGGCUCAUGCUGUAAUCCCAGCAUUCUGGGAAGCCAAGGCAGGUGGCUUGCCUGAGCUCAGGAGUUUGAGACCAGCCUGAGAAGAGCGAGACCUCUGUCUCUGCUAAAAAUAGAAAAAUUAGCUGGGCAUAGUGGUGGGCACCUGUAAUCCCAGCUACUUGUGAGGCUGAGGCU